CUCCCGGAAGUUUUUGUUUCCUCACCUGUCAGUUCGGAGCAGCCACUUGCGAAUUUCUAGCCAGCCUCGUCUCUUUGUGUUUUCCCUCUCUCGUACAGGGGCUUCUCUUUUUCAGCAUAAAUGGUACCUGUAUGUGGCCAGCUGAUAUUUAAUUGAGGACAGCUUCUAACACGGUCUUCCCGUCUAAGGACUAGGCCUCUGUCAAGACAUGGAGCCCUUGGCAGUAGACGAUGACAUUUGCAUCCUUAAGCACGAGACGGCCUACACGCCCGCUGGAGAGAGCCCAGUGUCGGUGUGUGCCGGCGAUGAGUCCGUUGCCUCUCACUUCGCCUUGGUCACUGCCUACGAGGACAUAAAGAAGAGGCUCAGAGACACAGAGCGGGAUAACACUUUGCUGAAGAAGAGGGUGAAGCAGUUAGAGGAAAAGCUCUUCAGGCCGGAGGCUCCUCCGUCAGAGGGUCCCCAUUAUGUGAACAAGGCCUUCAGCGCUUACAGAGGAAUCUACAUCGAGAAGGAGGACCUGCAGAUGGAGCUUAAUAAACUGAAAAAGGAGAAGAGCGAGAAUGAGAGGUUGCUGAAUGAGCAACUCCAAGCCAAAGAGUUAGAGCUACUUCAGCUGAGGUCUGAGAUGGAGACCACCCAAGUGAUGAAGAGCCUAAAUAGCCCUCAGGACUUCUGGCAGAUGGAGAGAGUCGACACAGAGCUGCAGAUCCGCAAACUGCAGGAAGACCUUGAGAGGAUUAUGCUGGAGAACAGCCGGCUACUGGAGAGAAGCACGGAGGAGUCACAAGGCCUUAAUGGACCAGACUUGAACCAGACAUGUGAUGGAAAGCAUAGUUCGAGGGAGAGGAACGUCCAGCAAACGUACGCAGCUUUGUGCUGCGAAGUCACCCGUCUCCAAUCAGAGAUGAGGCUCCAGUCGAGCCUGAUUAGGAAGCUCAGGCCACUGAUCGGCGAGACGAGACCAGCUGCUUCUACCGUCCCUGUCCAGUGUCUGGACGACGUGGAAAAGAACAACAACAACCUCCCAGUCAUUCGAGCCCCAGGGCCCCGCCCUCCUAGCGCCCCACCGGUCCCCUCAUGCUCCGGCCGUCCUUGUCCUGCUGGCCCCCCUCUGCCAGACAGCCUGAGGGAGGACUGCUGGUACAACGGGCCCUGGCCCUCCCAGAGCUGUCUGGUGGAGGCGCUGGUCGGCAGCGAGGCCUGCGCCGUGGUGCUGCCGCCGCCCCCCCUGAAUCAGGCCUCCCUGGACGACAGCUCGCGCUCCUUCCCCAGCCCCCCCAAGCCCACCGACGCCAUGUUCUGGGAGGGACACUCCAAUGGAUCCAAUUCGUCAUCGUCACUGGGAAACUUCAUUCCAAUGAGCCCCCCCAGUGCUGAGUGGGCCAAGCCGUAUUGAUUAGACCGACGAGUAAUAACAGGGCGGAAACAACAAAGGAACCUUCGAAGUCUCCAGCUCGGCCACACAGCUACCACCUAACCUGCCUUAAGCUAAUUUAGCCACUCGUUGGUGGUGAACUGGUUUGGACCUGCUUCUUGUGGGAACCGAAUAAGGCCAAUAAGGAGGUCCUUUUUAAGGUAAAAACUGUCAACUCCACACGCCGCAUCGGUGAACUUAUCCAACUUUACAGAGAAACAUCCGACCCUUAAAAGAAUCCAACUCAUAUCUCCAUUUGUAUGUGUCCUUGUACGCACAUGCAUUAGUGUGUGCAAGCAUGCAUAUAGGCAGUUUCAUUUGAGUGUUUGUGGGUGUAAAUGCACAUAAAACAGCGUGCCUAUGAAUGCAGAAACGGUGUGUGUGUGUGUGUGUGAGCCUCUUCCGCCUGCCUUUUUCAUCGUAAUAAACCUGAUAGGGCUCAGAGGGGCCUCAUUUCUCCACACAUCAUGGUCCCGGAUCACUAGAGCCACAACACUGUAGUGGAGUUUGUAUAAUUGUACCUCCGCAAUGCAAUUUCUUUUCUUUUUUUUUUAUACAUUGGAUCAAUGUAAAUUGUACAAGGUAUGUAGCCCCUGUUCGUCUCAUCGUGUUAUGGAGAUGUGUAGGAAUUAAGGCUUUUGUACAGUGAUGUAGACGGACAUAUAAGAGCAAAUGUUUAUUUUUUUUUUUUGUUCCAAAUUUCAGCAGCUACCAAAUUAAAACUGACCUAUUUGAAUCCAAAAAUUACUUUUCAUUUAAGGCCUUAACGUCAUAUUUUGAAUUUCUGCUUGUGGGCACUGAUCUCUCUGGAGAUUUUACGUAUCAAGAGAUUUUAAGUAUCAUGUUUCAUCAACCUGCCUCCUUAAAUUUGCCUGUGAUUAUUUUAUUGAAAGAGAACUUGAUGGGGUGGAGUUCUUGGUUGUACCUCGAAUGUGCAUCUCUGUUUGGUUGGCCGCUAAAGACCCAUACACUCCUCUUCAAUUUUAAAGGGCAAAUAUCAUUUUUACAACUUUUCAAUUGUGUUCAAGUUUAUAGAUCAUAAUAUGAACAGUAGUGCUAAGCUCAAGGCAUCCAAGAAGGGGACCAAAAGUUGCCGGAGAGUGAAUGAUGUACAUUUAUUUUCAGUACAAAAGUAGUUAUAGUGAAGGCUGCAGCUUGGUUUUAACUUCAUGAAGUGAUUCGUGUGUUUAUCUAAGUGAGUGAGGAGGAAGUCAAGACAAACGUCCUCUGAAAGCACUAGCUUGAAGACCUAUCCAACACUGUUGCAUUCUUGAUCCAGGUGGAAGGUAGCGGAGAACAUUUAUUUGAGUACUGUACUAAAGUACAUUUUUGUCCACCAUUGCUUGUAAUCCACCACAGUGGCAGAUGACCUCUGAUUAAACUGUAACUUGAAACACUAAAAUUCUGGGAGCAUUAAGAUUAAUUUGAUGGCUAGUUGUGAGAUAAUUGUUUCCAUCAACCUUGUAAGUCUUGUUUUGCAAAGGAAGCGCCAUUAUGUCACAAUAGCCUGCUUUAUUGUAGCGAGGUCUGUCUGUGCAGUUCUCAUUUUUCUCCACAUAAUCAGUCAGCUUUACUGUUGAGAGUUUUACCUCACUACAUGUAUGAGCCAAUUGUGUGAGGACACAGUUUGCAGCUAAGGCUAAUUAUCACGGCUAAACAUGCUAGGGGAUAUCUCUGGACAAAACGGUUAUUGAUUUCAAAUGAUUUGCCAGCAUUAACAGAUCAUAAUAUGUCAUCUUACACACAGUGUAAGAUUUUCUAUUCAGGAAAGCAUUUCCCAAAUUCUGUAACUUUAUGCUCACAAAUAACAGCUGUGGUCACUGUGGUGGUUUGUCUGCUUACUCUCUUCUGUCAGGUUUUUUGUUGUUGUUGUUCCUAGCUCUAUUUCCAAUACGCCAAUAUUUUCCAAAUCCUGGGUCAACAGAGAGACUUCUUGAUGUUUACUUCCACUUAGCUCAUUCAUCGAUGCAUAGAUAAACUUUGUAGAGUGCGCUCUCAAUUUUUUUCUCUGCUGCCAAUAAGUGGUUGCUUAUCUAUUCCACAUAUUUCUUCUUGAAAGGUAUUUUUGUAACAAGAAAUCACUCUGGUUUUCUUUACCCAACAGCAACCCUUCAUACAAUGUUCAUCAUCCGCGUGUGGCUCUCAAUUCCUGCUUAAAAGAAAGGGGAGACUACAGUCUUUUCUUUUUGUUUUGUUUUCAAAGAUGCCUUUAAAACAAUCUGCUUUGAAAAAGCUGUUUUAUUGUAUUUUUCCACUUUCAGUUUUUAAUUUUAUGACUCUUAAAUAUGAUAUUUGCCCUUUAACAUCUGAGACAAGCUUUGUGAAUAUUAUGAAAGUGUAUCUAAUCUUUGCACUGUGCUCUUGUUAAUGUUGCUGUUAAAUUAAGAGAAGUGUGGAGGCGAUUUCUAUGAGGCAAGUCUAAAACAGGUGUACAAAUGCAGACGUGGGAGAGCACAAGAAACAGAAUGUGCAUAUCUGUAUAAAUGUAAAUGGUGGGCUUCAGUACUUUGCCAAAUGUGAUUCUGCACUUCAUUUUUUUUUCGUAUCAUUUUUCCUCCCUGGACACCAAGACCUCUGAUUUGAUUGAGAGCCGUCUGUGAUGGUGGAAAGACAAUUACUUAAUAACCUUAAGAAAUGUGAGCUGGGACUUGGAAAAUAGGGUGCACAAAACCCCAUGGUCGUUAAAAUUUUUGCUUUUGCUUUGUUUUGUUUUUUUUGUGCAAUUUUCUUCAAUCAGUUUCAAAACGUUUUUUUUUCUUAAAUUUUUAUUGAAAUGUUGUUUUACAGCUGGACUUUCAUACUUCUCGAAACAAUUUGCAAACCAAAAUGCAAUGUAUAGUAGAUAUGGAUUAUAUUUUAGACUUUCCACACUUCAGACUGUUUGUAAAUAUGAUUACAUAAAUAAAUGAAUGAAAGCUACCCACUGUGUGCUGCUCUCUGUUCCUAUCUGCAGGCAUUAGUGAGUUAAGAUACUACAGUGCUAAAAAUGUAUAGGCUUUACAAAUUGCAUGCUGCUCUAUAAACAUUGAAGAAACUCUUAGCAAAUCCUUGCAUUUCUAAAAUAUGACUGUAAGAAAUGGAAAAUUUCACACACGUGUUUUUUUUGUGUUGUUUUUUCGUGUCCCAUUUUCUAAAUUCACAUGUAGCCACUUGCUGUUUUCUUGCCGGAAACGAGGUAUUUCGACAUGCCACUUUUGAAGAUGUGCUAAUAUGGACACAUAGCACCUAUAACACAUCAAAGAUAUGUUCAGUGCUUUGUAAAAGCAUUAAUACCCAGAGGCACACAUGUUGCAACCACAAACUUCAGUGUACUGCAAUUUUCAUGCAUUUGUACUGAACCCCUUGCCCCGUUGCUAGGAGCUGCAAGGUUUCCAGGUAAUAUCUACUCGCUUUACAGAGAGAGUGAAAGUUUGCCCACUCAUCUUUGCAAAACUGCUCACCCUCAGUCAGCGUGUUGGUAAAUAGCAAUGUUUAACUCUUAAUUCUUAAUUGAAUUUAGCUCUUGGCUUCUAAUGCAUGCACAGGCUAUGAUCUAAAGUCAACCACUCUGUUCUAAUUUUGUCUAAUUAGGAACAAGCAUACCCUAAAAAUGUACCGUCUGUGCUCAAAGAUAUUUGCUUCCUAGAUUUUCCUGUAUGUAGUUCUAUAUAUAAAAAAAAAAAACUUCCCCAGAGCAUGACGCUACAGCCACCAUGGUUUAUUAUAGACAUUGUGUGUUCAGGGUGAUGUGGAGGGUCAGUUUCUAUUAUGACUUUCUUUUUACAACUUAAAAUCAGGGCAAUAAAUGGUCAUCAUUUGUACAUCUUCUCCCACCCGUCCCUUAAAUCUCUGCAGCUCAUCCAGUUACCAUAAAUGUCUUAGAAAUAGCAAAUCAAUAUAGAUGGACGAUCAAGUCUCGGUAGGUUUGCAAUUUUGCCAUCCUCUUUCCAUUUUUGAACAGCACUUGCCAAGCUGUAAAGUUUUACCUUUUGCAUUACGUCACACCAUGACACAUCACAAGAGUGAUGUAUAGAACUGGAUGGAAAGGGAAACUACAGGUAGUGACUGCUUUAGAGAGCAGUAGCAUGUAGUGAUAUUCCUGUGUCUGAUAAAACACAAAACCUACAGCCAGGGAAGUUUGUGCUUGUUGUAGUGUUAAGUUGUGGGAAGAUUCAGGUAAUUAAAAUCAUAACUAUUCCACUCAUAUGAACUUUGUGAUUCAGCCAAAAUGCUCAGUCAUGCUUAGCUUUAUCUUAGGUAAACAAUGACUCACAGUAAAGCCUUGUUCAACACCAAAAAUAAUGUUCAAUCUUUUUUUUUCCUUUUUUUUUUUCUAAUUUCAAAUUUAAAAAUUUAAAAAUCAGAUUGUUAAUGGAAAUUGAAACGUGAUUAGUACCUUGGUGUCUUCAAUUCCAAAUAAUCGUCCUCUCUGGUAUUGUCUUUCUUUUGGCCCAUUCAGGGCAUUGACUGUUUAAGAGAAUUAUCUCAACAUUUUU
This is a messenger RNA of Xiphophorus couchianus (Monterrey platyfish), 5892 nucleotides long. It is a transcript of the gene azi2, whose product is annotated as 5-azacytidine induced 2. Gene Ontology annotation, cellular component: cytoplasm. NCBI's taxonomy places the organism in Eukaryota, Metazoa, Chordata, Actinopteri, Cyprinodontiformes, Poeciliidae. The record is from RefSeq and is a predicted model, not a curated record. The transcript has 8 exons. Bases 209 to 1399 code for a protein of 396 amino acids.